Molecule: messenger RNA, 3803 nt
Organism: Cydia amplana
Lineage: Eukaryota; Metazoa; Arthropoda; Insecta; Lepidoptera; Tortricidae
Gene: vlc
Exons: 9
Coding region: 322-3774 (1150 amino acids)
Biological process (GO): signaling
Cellular component (GO): postsynaptic specialization; glutamatergic synapse
Molecular function (GO): molecular adaptor activity
Source: RefSeq, a predicted model, not a curated record
UUUACGCAAAUAAAUCCGCUUGUUUGUUUUGUUGUCUAAUAAUUAGGUAUUUAGGCGAAAUUCUUUGUUCUAAUUAUUAUUUGGAUUGUUUUAUAUUGUUUUUUCUAACAGAGCCCAUGCGUUGAGUCCUGUUUGGUACCAGCCAGAGACACCGUUCCAAAUUUAAACUCAUUGUUCAAAUAAAGAACGUCAAUUAUCUAAUGGUUAGUGAUAACUGGCCAGUGUUAAGUGAAUUGUGAAAGACGUUGGACCAUAGACAAGUGUUGUGUUUUUAGACAAAAGUUUUAGUGUUAAUGAUUGUUAAGGAUUUUUUGAGUGAAAAUGGGGAAAAAGAGAAAGAAUAGCGCUAAGAAAGGAGGCAACAGAUUUUUUCGCUGGAUCAGGAGCGACUUACCAGAUGAAGAGGACAAGAAAUCCCCCGUCCUGCUCUUAGGCGUGAACAAAAUAUCAGAUUCACCGUUCGUUCGUCGACGAUCCACCGAACCUCACACGACUGGCUCCAUCCGGUUCUUCAGACCACCCAAGUCAAAGUACACCCGCGGUCUCCAUGGAGACGAAAGACUGGAGAAGAUCAGGCAAGACCUUCAGACACACAAACAAAGACCAGAUAGGUACAUUCCAGACAAACAUGAAGUGUCUUUAGAGCCCGAAGACAAAAACUGUCUCAGACUCAGCUGCGUCGGAAAUUGUAUCUGUGAUAGAAAGAGAUCAUCCAACCGAGGCUCUUUCUCUUUCCAUCGGCCCGACCGAACUUCGGAAAGCUUUACCACUGAGAGGAAAGACUCAGAGAGCGAUAUCGAGUUUAAAUAUACCGAGCACAUUCCUGAUACCGAACCUUGUACGAGUAAACAAAAUUCCUACAAUAUCACUCCUAAAUCGACUGAACGCCGACAUUUCCUGCUCGCAAAUCUCAAUGAGCGAUUUCGGAAGACUCUCAGCUUGGAUUCUCGCAAGAUAGAAACCAAUCGAGUGCCGCUGAGUCUGCCGAAGGAAACUCGGCCUAAAUCCCUUGUGAACACUAGUAAUAUUUGCGUGCAGCAAUUUAAAACCGGCGAUCCAUUCGCGAAUACCAAUUUUGAUAAGACUAAUAACCAACCUAAGAAGAAGCGGAAAUCGUUUUUCUCCCUAGACGCAUUCUUUGAUAAAAAAUCUGACACGUCAUCCGUGGAUGACUACUGCUCCUCUAAAUAUAAACGUUUUGAGUUGGAAAGCGACGACUCACCGCUCUUCAGGCGUGAUCUCUCCAAAAAUCGCGAGAAAACACCAGACCUUCUCAAUCUCCCUGUAAUCAUCGACUCAGUUCGGAAAAAGCAAUCAGAUACUAAAAGACAGUUGGAGAAAUUAGAAAGCCAUUUCUAUAGGAGUUUAAACAAACAAACGGUUAUAGACGCGGUCCCUAAAGACGCGACCGACGUACAAGGGCCCAGCGGACAUACCAAUCACAUAUAUGUCGACGAUGACGACGUAGAAUACAUUGAGCCGAUACGCAGCAACUUUACCAGUCAAAGCACGCUUAUUCUAGAUAAAAAUCUAACUGGAGAUCUCACUUUAAAGCCUGAUUCUAUUCUAACUAUUAACACAGAUGAAACUGACAUAAAACUGCCUAGUUCGACCGUUUCUCCUAAGUCUAAUGAGGUUAGGAUUAUUGAUAAUGAUCUGGACAGCAUAGGUGCUUAUGAAGUGGAGGUGAAGGAAUCUGACUUGCUUAAAGCCUGUGCUAAGGAACUGACUGUUAAAGUCAUGGACAAAUCCGUGGACUCGAUCGGUAGUUGCUCGCUGGACGUGGACGCUAGCACAGACUUCUCAGAUACAACAUCCGGUAGCCUGAAUCUGCUGACGCCUUCGUCCACAACCAGCCGCGUCCGGGACUUCACCUCCCGCAUCCAGGAGCGGGCCUCCGCACAUCACCUUAGCAGCCCCCGCCCCACCCCCAUCAUCACCCCCGCCCGCACCCCCGAGGAUCUCACCCCCACCCCCAAGAGAUCUGACAACUUACUCAAACCACCCCCUAAAGUACACGUCGACUCGGGCAGCCAUCGCUCAAGAGGACACCAUAAGAAGCGAGACGAAAUACCACAUAAAAAACCCUCUUAUUUGAAUUUAGCGUGCUCCGUCAACGGAUAUACUAAUUUAACCACUUAUGACUCUAAAUUAAGACAGGAUAUCAAUAAGAGUCGAGAAGCUUCACCUAUACGACCUAUCACCCACACUUACCAGUACAAAAGCGAGAAUAACUCCCUCCUGGUCCCGGUCCCGGUCAGCGCCAAUAAGCUGUUGGUCCCCACCUUCGGACCUCAUGAUACUCGCGCCGAUUUGACAGCGAAAGCGCCUGCCAAGGCGCACACGGACCCUUACCUCGCCACGUCACCGUCACAUGCGUUCAUGGCGGCCGAAAACAAGCAGCUUAAGAACGACUUCCUAGGUCCCAGCAUGACGACAACCAGCAGAACUUUCAUGUCUACAGAGAGCAAGUCCUUCGCGACUGCCAUGCUUCACAAAACUGACGAAGUCGACAAUGCCACCUUCAAGUCCAGCUACUCUGAAACCAACUUCAGAAAAACCAGCAAUGGAAAGGAAUCCCGCUUUAUGAAUUCCGAAUCUUACACCAUCUCAUCUAACGGAGUCUCUAAGAGGAUGGAAAUUACGAAGGAGAAUGGAGAGACUUUAACGAGUCCCAUGAAGAGCUUUAUACAGCAAAGAGUCGAAAGAUUGUACGGACCAGGAGCGCUAGCUCAAGGCUUUUUCAAUCAGAAACGUCAAUCUAGAAGCGAAGAUGAAGAAUCUAGAAUACUCACCGAGAAAUCUCUGAAUUGUUCCCACUCGUACUCACACAGGCGAUCUAGUGAUGAAAGCGAUUUUAGUACCAACGGAGAUGAGCCUAACUUACCUGUCCUGAGGCAUUUAAGGCCCGAGUUCCGAGCCCAGCUGCCUAUAUCGUCUCCGAAGAAGAAUUUCAAGGCCGAAUCCCCGAAGGCAGACAUUCCCACGCCCGAGAAGACUGAAGAUGUGAAAGUUGUAACCAAUGGUGUAUCUGUGAUAAGUGUAGACAGUGAGUUAGUUAAUGAAGUGAAGGAGAGUAACGGAGUGAGUGUGAAUGGGGGGGAGGUGGUGGAGGACGCCCACUACUUCUUGGGCCUGGAGAAGAGAGAGACUGAGCGGCUGAUCGCCUUGGCGGUGACUGCUGAGAAGGAGUUGGAGAAUUUACAGGAAGACCAGGUGAGCGAGGAGGUGCUGGGGCUGCUCCGCUCGGCCUCCGGCAAGGCGCGCCUGCUGGCCACGCAGAAGAUGCAGCAAUUCCAGGGCCUCUGCUACAACAACAUAAACUCGCGCGGCGACGAACAGUUCCCCACCACCGUGUCCGACCUGCGCGGGUUCUGGGACAUGGUGUGUCUGCAAGUCCGCCAUGUGGACGCGUUGUUCGACCAGCUGGCCGCGCUGAAGAACAACGGAUGGAGAGAGACCGCAUCGCCCGCCCCGUCCACACCGGUAGCGGCGCCCCCCCGCGCCCGCCCCCGCGCCGCCCCGCAGCCGCAGAACGAGAAGGCGCGCCUGGCGGCCGAGAAACGCGAAGCCGAUAGGAAGGCCAUGCUGGAACACAGGAGGCGCGUGGCGCGCGAGCGACAGCAGGCGGGCCCGAGCCGCGUGCAGCAGGAUAUGGGGCUCGAAGGCAGCCAGGAAGUGGAGAUAUUCGUGGGCAAGACGAGCAAGCCAUCGAAGGUCCAGCCCCUGGGUGACUGCCGGAGCAACCAGUCGGAAGACUCCAUUCAGAGCUGAUUCCACAACUGAGUAAUUAUCAUAUUCAU